Molecule: messenger RNA, 2286 nt
Organism: Nerophis lumbriciformis (worm pipefish)
Lineage: Eukaryota; Metazoa; Chordata; Actinopteri; Syngnathiformes; Syngnathidae
Gene: tmem248
Product: transmembrane protein 248
Source: RefSeq, a predicted model, not a curated record
ACUGCGGAUGGGCGGAGUCUGCCCACCCUGACGCAAUCACUGAACAGAAGCUACAUAACAAACACUGACACUUCCUUUUUGCAGCGGCUGCAAAACAACGACACCGACAAGAAUGGGACGAGCCGUCGUCAUUGUUUGUCGCACGGCAUGCCCCAGGGUCGCCGCCGAACGGUUGUCUCGCAGCGUUUUAUCCCGGGACUAGCCGACGAGGGAGGCUAACGGACUCGCUAGCGCGGGGCUCGGCUAAGUUACCUUUUCGGUCGCGGCGACCCCACGCAGCUCCACCACGACCGCUUUCACUCGCAGAGAAAAUGGUGUACCUGCUGAAUCCUCUGGAGAACCUGAGAAGCUACAUCACCAACCGUCCGCCGCUGGUCAUUUUCAUGAUCAGCGUCAGCGCUUUGGCCAUCGCCUUCCUCACUGUCGGUUACUUCUUCAAGAUCAAGGAGAUCAAGUCGCCAGGGUUGACGGAGGACUGGAACACAUUCUUGCUGCGCUUUAACGAACUGGACUUGUGUGUGUCGGAGAACGAGACCAUUAAGCACGGCCUCAACGAGUCCACCACGCCCGAGAGCCUGGUGCUGACCAGCGGGCAGGCGCGCUCCAGCACGCAGGUGCCGCUGAUCUCCGAGGACCCGGGCUCCGUCAACAUCUCGGUGCCCAUCACGCUUACGCUGGAUCCCCAGCGUCCGUUCGGGGGCUACUCGCGCAACAUCACCCAUCUGUACGCCGCCGUGCUCGGGCAGCAGGUCGGCCUGUUUGGCCGUGAAGCCCACGAAGAGAUCAACAUCACGUUCACGCUGCCCGUUUCCUGGAAUGCUGACGACUGCAUCCUGCACGGCCACUGCGAGCAGGUGGUGUUCAGCACGUGCAUGACCAUCUCUGCCGCCAGCAAUAUCUUCCCGGUCACAGUUCAGCCGCCACACUGCAUGCCAGAGACGUACACCAACGCCACCUCCUGGUAUAAGGUCUUUACCACGGUGCGGGACUCGGAUACCAAGUACAGCCAGGACUACAACCCCUUCUGGUGCUACAAGGGCGCCAUCGGCAAGGUGUACCACGCCCUCAACCCCAAACUCACCGUCAUCGUGCCCGAUGAUGACCGCUCCCUCAUCAACCUCCACCUGAUGCACACGAGCUACUUCCUGUUCGUCAUGGUCAUCACUAUGUUCUGCUAUGCGGUCAUCAAGGGCAGGCCUGGCAAAGUGCGGCAAAGCAGCCCUGACUUCUUCCCCGAAAAGGUGGCUCUGUCAGAAGGUUAAUCGGGCGGUACGAGAAGAUCAGUUGUAAGACCAGUUCUAAACAAAGACCCAGGGACAAGCACUCGGUUGCCUGUUGGUCUCUGUGCGGACUUUAAAGUUGAAGAAGAAGAAAGACAAAAGAGCUCGGCGAAUGAUUGAACUCCUCCUCGCAAUGUUGGGAUUAUCCAACCAAAGAUACAAGUGCCUGCAUCCGUGGUGUAAAUACGAUGUAGGAACCUUUUUGUGUUGUCAUUGUUGCUAAUAACAAUUGAUUUGCCAUAUCACAACAUGCAGUCCCACACAGCUGCCCACCUUAAAGACGAUUGACACAUUCAUCCAUACAAUCCGGCUCGCUUGCUAACCUCCAUCUGUUCACCAAGGCCCGCCUAGACGGGGUGCAGGAGCAGGGCACGAAACGGAGAAGACCGAUUAAUGUACUUUUUCUUUAUUUUAAAGGAGUCCAAGCAGUGCUGAGCGACUAACAAUAGCAACAAUGCGAGUUCAGGCUCAACUGGUAGCGUUCGUUUGUUUUUGUUUUAAUUAGCAGGCUACUUCCUGGGUGCUUCAGACCGACGUACAAAUAGUAACGACAAAAUAAUGGGUUCUUCCUUAGCCCUGAAGUUCGAGCCAAAUAUUUUUUUUUUAAACGUAAAUCUUGUUCAUCCGUCUUUGUUUUUCUUUUAGCAUUAACACGUCCGUUUCUUAAUGACGGCAAUGAGCCAGAGCUGUUUUUUGUUUUUUUUCGCCCAAAGUCUUUGGAGAAACCUUACAAAUUGUCAGACGGCGCCACUCAAAUAAUAGUCACUGCAAAUAAAUCCACCUGUGCAUCAUCACCAAACACAACGAUGUGAGUAUUCAUCAUCAAUAUUGACUGAUUUCACUUCUUGAAUUGAAAAGCGGCAUUGAGAUGCUCGGAAGUUGUUUUGUUUUUCCUGACUGUUUUUUUUUUUUUUUUAGCAAGCGGGCUACUUGUUGACGGAGGCAGAAUAGAACAGCAAUCUGCUCUAUUAUGUUUUUUGGUUGUUUUUUUUAAAGCAAAAAUCGU